AUGGAGAAGAUCAAGGAGACUAUGAAGAAAGGGUUUGAACGGGCAACGAACAUUGAUGCUGAGCUCUUGUGUGCCGCGGGCGCUGAUUUCGGCAUCGUUCCUCCACCCGCAGCCGUCUCCGACAAGCGAACAGAUGCGCUCCCGACCACAUGGCCCACGCGCGAGCACCAUCCGAGCAUGACGGGCGGUGUUUCAUCUCACCGUUCCGACACGAACAAGCCAGCGUCGCACAGCGGCGCGGAAGCCAGGGGUCCAGCACUGGAUCAGGCGCCAAGCAAUGAGUGGCAUUCCUGGAAGACUUCCUUGACACAAACUCAGAUCGCCCGGCACGACGACCGGAGCAGGCAACCGGGAUGGAUACACCCAUUUGGCAACUGA
Messenger RNA from Lasiosphaeria miniovina, 378 nucleotides. RefSeq lists its product as uncharacterized. NCBI's taxonomy places the organism in Eukaryota, Fungi, Ascomycota, Sordariomycetes, Sordariales, Lasiosphaeriaceae. The record is from RefSeq and is a predicted model, not a curated record. The transcript has 3 exons. The coding region runs from base 1 to 378 and encodes 125 amino acids.